Molecule: messenger RNA, 501 nt
Organism: Acromyrmex echinatior (Panamanian leafcutter ant)
Lineage: Eukaryota; Metazoa; Arthropoda; Insecta; Hymenoptera; Formicidae
Source: RefSeq, a predicted model, not a curated record
AUGGACGACACUAGAUUGUACAAGUACUAUCGAACAUCCGGAUACGGUUUGAAUUCGCUGAUAUACCGAUUUCUCAUCGCUGAUUAUAAUCUAAGACGAUUCUUCAACUUAAGUGCUUAUUGCGGAACGGUGACUUUUGUUACUUUCAUCUUUGUAGUAAUUAUCGCCAUCUGUUCGAUAGCGGGUUUAAAUAUGAUGACGUUGAACAAUACACUUUUUCGUGAAUUGUUCGAAAAAGCGGAGAAGAAGUUACCACGAAUGGAAAGUGUCGUUAGCAUCAUACCUCCGUAUAAAUGUAUUCACAAGCAUUUACAACGAAUGAACGUGUUUCAAGAGAAAACGAAGAAAAUGUUACGCAAAGAGCAAUUGGAAUUGGAAAUAAUGAACAGCAAAAUGUCGUGUAUCGAGAAGUUAUUGAAGCCCGAGGAACAAUCCGAGUGGCGUCGUAGUAGAUCACCAAAGGUAUAUCAUCGCUCCAUUAACGUAGAAGCAUCAAAAUAA